AAAUUUGUAAAAUCAAAUUGUAAUUCAUUUAUUAUUACCAUAAAAGUUGAAAAAAAUACUAUAUGACAAUAAAAUAUGGACGGUAUUUUUUUCAGUGCUUGCAUUUCAAAACAAAAACAUUCAAUCGUCUUGCUUACUGCAAAUCGCUGUCUUGUUUACCAUAAUGUUGUCAUUUUGGCAACGAAUAUGGUAAAACAGAACCAUGCAAAAACAACAUUGAUCGACCAAACAGACGCCAUUACUAAAAAUUUGUUCUCGGAACGCUGCUGGUUCGUUUAUUUUUGCCUGUUGUUUUUUUGUGAAUUAUGGCCGGAAAAAGCAAGGAAACUGUCGAAGUUAUUGUUGAUGACAUAGUAGCGGAUCCGGAAUUGAUUGAAGAGCAUGACCCAGAACUGCAAGAAUUGAUCUUGGGCGAAUGGAACUUGGAUGCCGCGAUUUAUUCUAUCUUGGUCGGACACGGAAUUACAGUUGGCUAUCUGAAGGACAUUGAUGAUGCGGCUUUGUCGGAGAUUUUCUCGGUAAUCAAGUGGACAGGCCAUAAAUAUGCCCUUAGAAAGAAACUGCAGAGUUGGCCUGAAAGUUCCUUCUAUUCAACUAACGCUUCUCACGAGCAUGGCCAUACAAGCAGUACAUCAAAUCCUGGGCCAUCCAAUCAUUGUUUGCUACCAUCGUCAGUAACGAGAAGCCAUCUCGAAGAUGUCUUGGAGAGAAACGAGAAGGGUAAAAUUGUCCGAAACUACUACGAAAAGCAUCACCAGUUGGACACAGAACACAAAAAGUAUUUGGCUCAUACUAUAGUAGACUACUACAUAGCUAAUGAUCGCUACUUCACAUUAACUGACAUGGCUCGAUUUGCUCAUUACAUCGUAGAACGAUUUCCUUCGGAACUAGCUGAAAUCUACUUUAAUCCUCGAGAUAACUCAAUCGGAAAGAAACAUCCAUCUGGUCUACUUUAUGACAGGUUUCAUAACAGAAACAAGAAAUCCCUAUUGGAAAGGAAGCGUAAGAGCAACGACGAUAUCGACCAUUGGAAGGAAUACGAAGCAAAGGCUGUUGCCCUAUCUGUUGAAGACAUUGAAAGACAGAAUUGUCACAAAAAUUGGCUCCGAAAUAAUCAGCAACCCGCGGAGAAAGUCACGCAGCUUUGGAAAGAGUCACUCCUGCUGCGCAUGCGGACCAUUGUACAAGAUACAGAAGUUGACAAGAAGAAUGUGCUAGCAGAGUGGCCUCGUCUAACGGAUGAAAAUGGAUAUUUGCUGAUUGAUGCAGAUUUUUGUUCCAUCUACGGAGAGCUUGGUGAUCUAUCAAACAUUUUCAAUGUCUGGGAAGGAUUCGUAGAACGAUUUCUACAAUACGUUGAACAAAAAGGAUUGAAUGACGAUUACUCUCGAGAACUUUACAGCCGUCUGCAUGAAACAAAUAUCCCCAAAGAUAGCCGGGAUUUUAUUUGUUGUACCAUAUUUCAUGGUAUCGUCAAGCCAGUUCGAACAUCAUCCCGCAAAUUGCCAACGAUUUUGCAAGCACAAACGGAUAUGUGCUAUGCAUGUAAGACAGAGCAGGAUUUUUCAGAAGCUGUAGCAGAAUUACGUGACGAGUACGAAGCAAAUGCAGUUCAAUUUUUCCCACGGAUUUAUGUAAUUGGAGGAACCGAGCAUCUGUUUGCGUUCUAUGUCGUGCGAAAUUUCAGUACAAACUUCCAUCAUUCCUGCGUUGCAUCGAUCUUGUCGUGAAGCUGAAGUUUGUAUUGAAUUAUAAUUUUCCGGAAAGCUGCGAGUUGUUUUGGUACUUCGUUGCCAAACACUUCUACAACGUCGGCUACUCCCGAAAAGCUAGGAAUAGCCAACUUCUGCAACUGUUCGCAUAUCUGAAGGACGGCUAAGAAACAACAUGAACUGUCAUCUGUGCCGCAGGCCGCAGGGAUCUGUUCAAACGUUGUUUGACCAUUUGACGAUAUUCCACGGCACUCCCACCGUUUUCAAAUAUACGUGUACAGCAUGCGCACCUUCAAGAUCGUAUCAAAAUCUGCAUCGUUUUAAACGGCACAUCAAUUCCAGCCACGUCGGAUUAUUUCAGUCUAGUGACACUGAAAAUCAGGACACAACAUGCGACGUCUAUCAUGAAGCUGAUAAGCCUACGGAUCCCAUCGAUACGGAAGAAAAAACGAUUUUGCAGGAAAAUUCAAACACAUACAAUACUAAUGAUCUUGGAAAUGUAAACGAAUCGUUGGAGAAAGAGAAAGUUAGUUUAAGUGAUGAUGAUAUUUUAGUCUUAAGAAAUAAGUUAGGAGAAAUGUUUUUAAACUUUACGUUAAAUUUACACAGUAAGUCAAAUUUUACGAGAAAAGACGUAAUAAGCUUACAACAGAGCAUUACUGAUCAAAUAGUUAAGCCAAUUUGUGAUACACUGCUAAAAAUAAGUCCGGUAGAUGAUAUUGAUUCGGAAGGAGUUAAAGAACUUAUUGAUGAUAUUUACCAACCGUUUCAGUUUAUAAGUUCCGAGAAAAAGCUUAAUACUACAUUGCAAAACAUUCAAUUAC
Aedes aegypti (yellow fever mosquito) is the source of this 2536-nucleotide messenger RNA. RefSeq lists its product as uncharacterized. Lineage: Eukaryota; Metazoa; Arthropoda; Insecta; Diptera; Culicidae. The record is from RefSeq and is a predicted model, not a curated record. Bases 306 to 1730 code for a protein of 474 amino acids. The transcript has 7 exons.